Messenger RNA from Fusarium coffeatum, 717 nucleotides. RefSeq lists its product as uncharacterized. The transcript has a single exon. The coding region runs from base 1 to 717 and encodes 238 amino acids. The record is from RefSeq and is a predicted model, not a curated record. NCBI's taxonomy places the organism in Eukaryota, Fungi, Ascomycota, Sordariomycetes, Hypocreales, Nectriaceae.
AUGUAUCAAGUUCAGGAAUAUCAUCUCCCUCCAACCGACCUCAUCCCAAACUCACCAAGACCGCUUCUGCACUAUAAGAAUGUCUUAGCCAAAACCCGUAACAACACGCAAUGCGAUCCAGCAGAAGUCUGGCAGACAUUCACCAAGAAUGGAUGGAACGUCGAAUGGAUCUUUCGAUACGGCUCCACGCAAUCAUCGCAUUUCCACUCAGAGGCUCACGAGUGCAUGGCAGUCCUUUCAGGCACAGCGACUAUCCGCUUUGGUGUCGCCGAUACAUCAGACGAUCUUCAAGAAAGCACAUACGGCUCAGCUUGGGAGAAAGGCGGUGUUUUACUUGAAGCUGAAGCUGGAGACGUGUUCAUCAUUCCAGCGGGUGUAGCGCACAAGACGCACAAUACUAAGCCUGAGGCAGAGUUCAAGCUUAUGUCACCUGGUGUUGGACACGGGAUUGAAGCUGAUGAUCCGCAGAAGGCGUUGAAGGAGGUUGAGUUAUCGGGAUUUUGCAUGAUGGGAGCGUAUAAUGGCGGAGAGUGGGACUUUGUCAAGAGUGGUGGUGAUUAUGGAAAGUCUUGGAAGGUACCCAAGCCAGACCGUGAUCCUGUGUUUGGAAAGGGUGAAGGGCUUGUGAAGAUUUGGGCUGGCGAUGAUAAGGUUGCUGAUUCUGAGAUUAUCCAUGUGGAGAAUAGGGAACACCAAAACAAGAGCUCCAAACUAUAG